Molecule: messenger RNA, 1607 nt
Organism: Protopterus annectens (West African lungfish)
Lineage: Eukaryota; Metazoa; Chordata; Ceratodontiformes; Protopteridae
Product: kinesin-like protein KIF20A
Biological process (GO): mitotic spindle assembly; microtubule-based movement
Cellular component (GO): nucleus; spindle microtubule
Molecular function (GO): ATP binding; microtubule binding; plus-end-directed microtubule motor activity
Source: RefSeq, a predicted model, not a curated record
ACGCUGAACAGUGCUGUUGAAGCCCUAAAGGAACUAUUAGUAAAGGAGAGGCAAGAGAGGAUCACCUUAGAGUAUCAAAUCCGAGAAGACGUUUGUAAUGAGAUGAUGGAGGAAAUGCAGAACAGAGAGAAGCAAUUUAGUGAGCGUCUUGAGGCAGAAAAAGACAUUCUGGAAGAAAAAUACGAACGUAAAUUAGAAAAUCUGAAGGAGUAUUUGACUAAGUACUACCAGCAGGAGAUUCAGGAAAGGGAUGAGAGGCUCGAGUUGCUUGAGGCAUUAGCACCAGAGAUUCAAACUGAGAGGAUCAGCAGGACAAGAAAGCAGGUCAGCACUGCCCCCACAGACAGUGCUCUUCGCAGGUCCGAGCGUUUGGCUGCAAAUCAGAUCGAAUUAAAGCAAAUGAAAGAAAGCUUGCAGCAAGCAAAAGAUAAUGCAGAAACCUACAAAAAAGAACUGGAGAAGGUUACAGAGGAGGUGAAAAGGUUACAGAAUCUGGUGGAGCCACAUCCUUCAACCAAGUCUUUUACAGUGGACGUGGACAAAAAACUGCAAGAAGGACAAAAGUAUCAGACAUUGUCUGAGCUGCAGAACAAUAUGACUUUGGUGAAGCUAGAUCUAAAGAAAAAAAACGCUUGCAUUGCUGAGCAGUACCAAACUGUAAACAGACUACAGAACAAUCCAUCAUCUUGCAAGAAACGUGUUUGCGCUAAUAUGGAAAACAUAGUGCCUGUGCACCUAACUGAAAAAAGACCUUUUUUAAGAAGCUUCCUAUCCAGAACACCAAGCCAUGAACCACUAGGAGCUGGCACACCCAGCUCUCAAAUUCUACGAACACAGAAGUCCCCUGCAUCACUCGGAUCUUCAGAAGUAGGCCAAAAUUCUGAACACUGAUUUUUGCAAGACUCCUUAUUGGCAGAAUGUUUUUUUUUUUUCUUUUUAAUGUGAGAUGCUUGGUUGUUAAAGGUGAAAGAUGGAAUUCUGCCUUCUCCUGGUUUGAUCAGAAGUGCCUGUUAGCAUUCAUCGGUUUUCUAAAUUUAAAAUCUGGAACCUUUCAGAAUCCACUUGUUUGUGUUUAUGGUGCUUUGUUUUAAUCCUGUACAAAUAUACAACAAAAAUGUACCAUUUGCCUCUGCCAUUUUUAGUGAUGCUACCUUUCUAAUUUUGCUGGAAGGUGAUUUCUGUUCAGUGCUGCUGAAUUUUAAUUAUGUAUCAGAUCAGCCAAAGAUGUAACUUGAAUGCUAUACAUAGAAAUGCACACAUUUAAGUCUGGAGGGAUAAUCGAUUACAGUGUUCUUAUUUGCAUCUUGCAGCUACUGUUAAUCUAGGAUGAACAACCUUGUUUCAGAACUACAUGUGUUAUACCCCUGGAAUGUAUGCUUGUACAGAAAGCUGUGGAAUCUCAGUGGGAUCUUUGCUGAGGCAUUUUUCUCUUGCUGGGCAAAAUUCAAAGUGUACUUCAAAGGCAGGUUUUAUGGAAAAAGGCUUUUUUUUCCAAGACAGAUGAUGUUUGUUGUAAUUAGCUGUUUCUGUCUGUUGCAAUUCUACCUAACGGUACAUUUAACUCCGCCAUACAGCUGUGUGCAUCUAUAAAGAUGAGCUUUCAUAUC